Messenger RNA from Panonychus citri (citrus red mite), 6314 nucleotides. RefSeq names its product bromodomain-containing protein DDB_G0280777-like. The coding region runs from base 372 to 6047 and encodes 1891 amino acids. Gene Ontology annotation, molecular function: transcription cis-regulatory region binding. The transcript is spliced from 5 exons. Gene Ontology annotation, biological process: regulation of transcription by RNA polymerase II. The record is from RefSeq and is a predicted model, not a curated record. Gene Ontology annotation, cellular component: nucleus. Lineage: Eukaryota; Metazoa; Arthropoda; Arachnida; Trombidiformes; Tetranychidae.
AGUUUCGUCUCUUGAUCAGUUAACAUUCAAUGUGUUUAAUAUUGAAAAGGAAGAAAAUAAAAAGAGAAACUUUUUAACAUUUUCUCUUUCUCUUCUUUCUUUUUUUUCUCUCUCUUUCUCUCAACUAAUUGUAACUUUUAGUGAUUUAACUUUUAUCUCGUAUGUAAUAAUAGAUUUAAUGUUAUAUUAAUUAAUUUUCUUUUUUCUUGUGAUUCGCAUUGUUUUUAACUUACACUUAUUGUGAUUGACGUUUCUCUCUCUCUCUCUCUCUCUCUCUCUUAACUCUUGUGUGUGUUUGUGUGAACUAUAUUUUCUUACCCCCUGCUAGUGGAUUAAGAUUAAAGGGAUUAGAGUUAAAAAUUUCAAAGGAUAUGGUUGCCAUUAAGGGAAUUAUGAUUGACUGUCUUGAUGAUGGUCCGACCCUUGAAAAGGGUGGUUACAUUUUCUAUUCUGGAUUUAAAUAUGGUUCCUCUAAAACAGUAACUUCACCAUCAUCAUCAUCAUCAUCAACAACAACAACAAAUAAUAAUAAUGUUAAUAGUAAUCAUAUUAAUGUGACCAAACGGAUUAAAGUGAAUCAAUUUUUCUUUGUACGGAUUAGUCGCCAUGAUGAUCCUUGUAUUGGUGAACUUGUGUCCAUUUGGAAAGAUAAAUACAGAGAUACCAUGUUAGCUUCGGUUCGAUUAUAUUUCCUACCUGAGCAAACACCCGAUGGAAGACAAUCUAAUCAUGGUCAGCACGAGGUUCUUGCAGCAUCGGAACCUGUGAUCCUACGAUUAAAUGACCUGGUCUCAUGGAUGACCGAAGAGGUUGAUUGGGUUACCGGUCUUGAAGUGCCUUAUCAUGCAAUUCAUAUUGAUCCCCCUGCCUUUACAUUACCCUUUCUUAAUUUAAUUAAUGAUGCUAAUAAGCAAAUACCCUUAGGGCAUGAUAACAGUAACCCUCAGCAACAACAACAACAACAACACCCAAAAAACCACCAACAACAAUCAAAUGAGAAAUCAAAUGAACAUAAUAUUGAAAUUAACAGCAAAAAUAUUGAUACAAUUAAUGUUGAAGAUAAGGUUAACAAACAAUUACCAGGGGAUCAACAGCAAUCAACUUGUUCAUCAUCAUCAGCAGCAACUUUAACCUCAUCAUCACCAUCUUCAUCAUCUUCAUCGUCAUCACAACCAAAUAACAACAAAAAUGAUUUAAUAGGGGUUAUUGAUUCCCGAAUAGGGAAUCAAUCAGUCAUCGUUGUCCUUUCAUAUCCACAAUAUUGUCGAUAUCGAGCUGUUCUCAAGAAAAUGGAAGAAAAUAUUAAAGAGAAAGAAAAUAUUUCAACAUCAGUAAAUUGUCAAUCAAAUUUACACAUUAAUAGUAAUAAUAAUAGUAUAAAUCACAAUGUUAAUGAUACCAAAGAAUCACCAUCAUCAAGUGAAUCAAAUGUUGAUAUUAAGGAGACAAAAAGUGUAUCAUCUACAGUGACACCAAUAUUAAAACCCUGUAUCCGGAUCCUUUUUUGUCGAGAAACAUUUGAACAUGAAGGACUUUUACAUCAUGAUCUUAACUGUGAACACUUAGCUCCCAAAUUAAAAGGCCGUCCUAGAAAACGUGGUUCAAAUCAUCAUAAUAAUAAUCAUUCAAAUGGCUCUUCUUCUGCUGCCAACAAUAAGACUACUACUAACACUACAACUACAACUACAACAAGUAACCAUUCAAGCUCAUCAGCUCAGGACUCUGACACCUCUGAGGAAAAUAGUAAACAAGAUUCAUCGAGAGUUCGUUUACCACGUAAAUCAAGUGCAAACACCAAGGUUAAAUCAUCAUCAUCAUCUGUUGAAGUUGAUUGUGCCUUCCAAGGGAAUACAACCACAACAACCAAUAAACACAAGUCAAAACCACCAGCAAUGUCACUUAAAUUGGCGGAAAAAUGUCUCAAAAAUGAAUCAGAAUUUAUGAAACAAUUGAAUAAAUUUAUGAAAGAAAGGAACACACCCAUAACAAGGAUACCACAUCUUGGAUUUAAGAAAAUUGACCUAUUUUACCUUUUUACCUUUACCCAGAAAUUGGGUGGUUAUGAGAAGAUUACUCAGAAUAAGGAAUGGAAAAAAGUUUAUGAUGAACUUGGUGGUGAUCCUCGAAGUACCAGUGCGGCAACUUGUACACGGCGACAUUUUGAAAGGUUAUUAUUACCCUUUGAGAAUCAUUUAGCUGAGGCAAGAGGACUUGUAGUGACCAGAAGAUCAACUCGAGGUAGAUCAAUAUCUCCAAUACUUCCUGGUGGAUCACCAGCUACCAAAGGAGGAGGAGGAGGAGGUGAUGACGAUUAUCAAUCGGUUGGAAGUGUCAACUCAACCGAACGUCGAUCUCAUCGAGGUUCUCACCGCCGUCAAGGUGUACGACAAUCUAAACGUUUAAAAGGUGUCGCCUCAAUUUCAUCAUCAACUGGUGGUGGUGUUGGUAAUAAUAAUUCAUCGUCAGUUACCGCUGGUGGGUCAGCUUAUGGUUCUAAUGCUUCAUCAACCGCUACCGAUGAUGAUGAAUGUUAUUCACCAAUGUCACAAGAAGAUGAUACAAUUAAGGAAGAGGGUGAAGGUGAUAUUGAAAAUAGUACUAAAAAUAAUACUAAUAAUAGUCGAUCAUCAGUUAAGGAGCGUUCAAGUAAACUUGGUGCUGGUGGAGAUGAAGAGAGUCACUCUUUGUCUUCAUCAUCUUCAAAGAGUCAUGAUAAUAAUGGUGCUGAAAACAAUGAUGAUGAUGAUGGUGGUGAUAAUGAUGGUACAAAUAAAAGUAAAGACAAUCAAAGUGAUUCAAUGACAGAAGAAGAUGAAGCUUGUGAUAAUGAGGCAGAUGAUAGAGGAGAAGGUGGAAGAAGACGAAAAAGAAAGAGAAGAAAAGGAAAGAGUUCAAAUUCUAAAUGUAAAUCACGGAGUCCAAGCGUUGAGAAUAAUCUUAAUUCAUCGAAUGUUAAAAGGUCACAAUCAGAGCGUAAAUUUGUUGUUAAAAUUGAUGGAUUGUCAACCGGUGACCCAAAGAUACGUAAUGAAGAGGAAAUCAUGUCCGAAGGAGGAGUGACCAUCAAAGGUUCAUCAUCAACAACCACAACAACAACAACGACAACGACAACGACAUCACCGCCAUCGCCUUCACCGAGCACAAUAUUGUUACCAAAAAGUGAAUCCAUGGAAAUGGAAGAUGAUAAUAAAAAAGAAGAUGAAAAAAGUGAUGAAAAUGUUAAUUUAUCAAUGAAAGAAAUGAUCAAUAAUAAGGAAGAUGAUUUAUCGACAAUCGUCAAGUCAACUGAUGAUGAUAAUGAUAAAGAAUCGUUAAUUAACUUGGUGAAACAUGAUAAAAGUGAUCAGUCAACUGUUGAUAAAUUAAUUGUACCAUUUAAAGAUGAAAUUAAACCUUUCAAUGGUAAAGAUUUAAAUGAAUCUAUUGAUUGGUUGAAAAUAAUGUCAACACGUGAUGAAUAUGAUAAAAUUGCCAAUUUAACGGUUGCAAGUAAAAAUUGUGAUAACAUUAGCUCAAAUUUAUCUAAAUCUGAUAAAAUAGCAACAAUUAAAGGUAAUCCAAAUGAUGGAGAUAAUCAAAUUAACAACAAUAAUAAAAAUAUUGUUGCCUCACCUUUAUCAUCAAUAUCAACAUUAAUAUCGGCAAUGGAUGUGGCUAAACAACAACAGCAAGUUCAUUUAUCCAGAGAGAUGAAACUUGAGCCAACAAUUAAUAACAUUGAUAACCAAUUAACUGUUAAUCAGCUGAUGGAUGAAACAAAUGUCAACAUUGUUCAAUCAAAUGUUACAACUGGAGGUGUAAAUUGUGGCGGUGGUGGAGUUAAAAAAUCUCAUCAUGUUAAAAAUAAUGCAACAAUUUUUCAAAAUAUUAACUCACGAUCAUCAUCAUCAUCAUCUUCUUCAUCUUCAUCUUCAUCAACUGGUUCAUCAACAUUAUUACCAUCCUCAGGUCGACCCAGUGUAAUCCAGAAGACACCUUUAAAACCUUGUGUCAAAGUUGUACCCACUUAUAAGGAUAAUCCAAUUGAUGGAUUAGUAAAGGAUAACUCGUUGCUUAAGAAGAUAUCACUUCCCCCCACGGCUCACGCUGCAACUUUUUUAACACUUUCACCCACAUGGUAUUCACAACCAUUCACCACUGGUUCAUCACCAUCAACAUCAUCAUUACCAGUUAAUAGUAAAAAUAAUAAUUUUACUAAAAACAACAGUAAUUUUUCAUCCUCAUCAUCUCCAUCAUCAGCAUCUUUGAAGCGUAAACUUGGUCCCUCUUUGAAUGAAGACUCACCUGAUUCCCUUCCAUUGGAUUUAACUUAUAAAAAGCUUCUCAUUGAGCUUAAUUGUGAACAGAAAAAGGUUAUUACACCAAAGGGAAAAGUACCCGCUCUUGUGAAAGUAAAUGAAGGUGAUGAUAAUUGCCCACCGUCGACAAUUCUUGAUUUAAGUUCAAAAAUACGAGUCAAAGAAAGUUCAACUUUAUCUAAAACUUGUUCCUCUGGUAAUAAUAAUAAUAAUAAUAAUAAUUUACCUUCGAUACCACAAUUAACUAAUAAAAUUGAUAAUAAUAAUAAUAAUGCUAAUCAUCGUCCAUCACCUAAUCAUCAUCAUCAUAAUCAAGCAAACCAACAAUCUUCUCGUCCUAAACAAAUUGACGUUGAUUCAGUUCCAAUCACAAAAGUGCCAAAGAGUAAUGCAAAUAUUAAUGAAAGAGUUAAAAACAAUUCAUCAAAAUCUGGUAACAAUCAAAAUCAUCAUCAUCAACAAAAUCAACAACAACCUCCUCCACCCUCACGUCAUCAUAUUAAUCAGUCACCAUUACCUGUCUCAUCACCAAUACCUGUCCCUGGUUUAAUUGGUAUCUUACCACCUUCCUCAACACCGUUAUCUGUACCCACAGUUGCCGCUGCCGCUGUUGCACCAAUAACUAAGCAUCCUCAUUCCUCUUCAUCAUCAAUCUCAACCAAUAAACAACAACAUCAACAAAAUAUUUCCAAUUGUUCAUCAAAUCGAUCUCAAAUGGUCAAACCAAGUCCAUCUCCAAAUGCCUUGAAAGUAAAAGAAAGUAAAUUAAAUCAUUUGUCGUCGGUCAAUCAUCUUGGAUUUGGUCUUAAAGAUCUCAAUCAACAGCAACAAUUAUUAAUGCAAACACACCUUAAUGAUUUGGCUAAUGGUUUAUCCAACCAACAACAACAACAACAACUACAUCAUCACCAUCAACAGCAACAACAACAACAACAACAGCAACAACAUCAUUCACACCACCAACGCCGUCAACAUCAAUCACAACAACCUCCCUCAUCCCACCAUCAUCAACAACAACAACAACAUAACCACCAGCAACAACAAUUACCUCAUCAAAUGACAAGCAUUCCUUUAUUAUCAUCAGAUAAUCAUGAUAUUCAAUCAAAAUUACAAUCAGCUAAUACUCUUAAUCAAUUACGUGCAAUGGUUACACCGGAAAAUUUUGCUCUCGCUCAGCAAACAAUUGCUCAAGAAAUUGCUCUACGUGAGAUGGAACGACUUCAUCCCAAUUUCGCUAAACAAAUGAGCCAAAUGUCAUCAGCCGCCGCUGCUGCAGCGGUUCUUGGCUAUCCAACUGGUUUCCAUCCAAUGAUGAACAUGUCGGCGGCCCACCGGUUAACCGUUCCAUCCUCAUCACCUUCAAUCUCAGAGUACAAUCCAACUUUACCCUCUUUCCUGCCAUUUUUAAAUACAUUUUCACCCCAUGGAGCUACUGGAGGUGGAGGUGGUACACAGCCAAUGCACCAUCCAUCCGGAAUUUCAACGCCAAAUCCCAAUAACAAUAAUAAUAAUAAUAAUGCCGCCGCAAACAAUGUUAACUCUGCUGUUGCUGCUGCUGCUGCCGCUCUUGCUUCCGGUCAUUUUUUUAAUCCUACUGCUUUUGCUGGUCAAGGGUUCUUACCCCUUGAUCUACUUGGAGGUAAUCCUGGUGGUGGUGGAGAUGAAAGGUUCUCCGCUGCUGCUGCAGCCGCUGCCGCUGAAAAUGAUGCCCGAUGGAGAGGCUGGUUUGAAUCGCGAACCUUUGAAUGAUACUAAUCAAGAAAAUUAAAGAAAAAAUCAGUCAUCAUCAUUAUAAAAUCAUCAUCAUUUCUCAUUCUAAUUCUUCAUCAUCUUCACCACAUUAUCUUAAUUAUAUUUAAAGAAAAAGCAAAAAAAAUAAUAAUUAACUAAUCAUAAUUAUAGUGAAUGUAAUAACUGUAAUUCAUUGUUCUGUAUUGUUAAUUGCUGCCUUUACGAGCAAAUGAUGAAAAAAAAAACUUAAUAAAAAGAAGAUAAUUUUUUGAGAAAAAAAAUUAA